GUGUGCGAGAAAUUGUGUAUUAGACUUAAUCGUAUUUAAUGCAAACAAAUUCGGUUAUAAAUAUGGCCAUGUACUGCAUAAUAAUAUUUUCAAUAAAAGAAAUGCACAGGCGCUUGUAAAGCGACCAACGAAAUAGAGUGCAACACAUUUUCAACGUCUGCCGCCGUCUCGUCUCUCGGUCUCGGCCUCGGUUUCGGUCUCUCAUUCGUCGCGAAAACACAGACGAAAGAAAAACGCAAAAGGCAGGCAGCAAAAAUACGCGGGAAGCUACAUUUUUCAUAACUGCAACGCGCAAAAGUUAACAACAAAAACAGCCUCACCAUUGAUCAAUUUCUGCAACUACAAGAGCGCAUACGUAACUUCGAGGGCAUGCUUGGCGGCGGCAGCGGAGAGCGUUUAUGCACACCAAGCACCUCGGCGGGUCCAUUUCGAAUCUUCUCCGUGGCCGGUUUUCAGAAUCGUGCCAAUGACAUUGUCUACUGUCCGCCGAUUGUGCGUCAACAGUCGCAACAUGUCGAGGACUCCACCGCCAUUAUAUACUUCGGUGGCGAUGUGCAGGACUUUCCGGAGAGCAUGGAAACGAAUCGCGACAGUCGAGGGUACAUGAAGUAUAAUCUGGAGAAUUCGGCAAUAUUGCUGCGUGAGGCGUUCCCACGUUCCCACAUCAUUGUCAUACGACCGGUUCGUAUGGAAUUCAAGACCUUUAGCUGCUUCGACAACUUUGUGCGUGGAAACAAUGCCGGCGUGCCAGACCAUACGCCGAUGAACCAUGCGUUGCAACAUUUGGAAAAACUGUUGCAGAACUUGUCGCAACGCUUGAUCUCAAUACCCGAGAACGAGAUACUCGACCAGGCGGCGCAGGCAGCCGCUGCAGCUGCCGCCGUUGCAGCUGCUGCUGCAGCCGCAGCUCUAACGCUCUCCAAUGCGACAGCCAACUCGGACUCAUCGUCGUCAUCGUCUACGGCUAGUGAUAGCAGCCAGGAGAUGGACAUCGAUAUUCUGCAGGUGCAGGAGAAUGUCACAGUCGAUGCAGAUGGCGCUGUUAUAUUUCCCAUAGUCGCUGGCGAAUCAGCGGAAACGGAAACCAAUAAUGCGCACAGUGGGACAAACAAUGCGACGGCGGCUGCUGCAGCAGUAGCAGCAAAUAACAGCAGCAGCAGCAACGAUAUCACCGCCAACAGCAAUGCAAACAAUUCUCAAGAGUCACAGCAGCAGCAGCAACAGCAACAACAACAGCAAUCCUCACAAGCAACAACGCCGCCAACAAACAACGUGGAACACUACAACAGUGGCAACAAUAGCAAUAGCAACAAUGACUGCGCAGGCGUGGCAACAGCAACAUCAGCAACACACACAUCGCCGUCAUUACAACAGCAGCAACAGUCUCGUGUAAUUACCGAUAGCAAUCCGCUGUGGUGGCGCGAAAACCUAAAUCUGGACAAGUCCAAGCUCGUGCUAAUUGGCUUUAGCAAGGGCUGCGUCGUGCUCAAUCAAUUCAUCUACGAGUUCCACUAUCUAAAGACACUAACGCCCGAUGACAGCAGCAUGUGUCGUCUAUUGUCGAGAAUUACAGACAUGUAUUGGCUGGAUGGUGGACAUGGUGGCCAGAAGAACACAUGGAUAACAUCACGCAGCCUGCUGGAAACGCUCACGCGAAUGGGCAUGAACAUACACGUCCAUCUGACGCCGUAUCAAGUGCAGGACGAUCGACGGCCCUGGAUACGCAAGGAGGAGAAAUUAUUUACUGAGAUGUUGCGCCGCCUUAAUGCGCCCAUUACAAGGCACCUUCACUAUGACAACCAACCGGCCAAUUUGAUGACGCAUUUCGAGGUGCUGCAAGCAUUUUGUCAACACGUACACGCUCUCAAUCAGCAGCAGCAGCAGCAUUUGCAACAAGGCAACACACCGCAGCAACAGCAGCAGCAACAAGGCAACAAUGAGCAAUCACAAAUUAUAUCGGCGACUGCAAACAAUGGGGCGGGCAGCAGCAGCAACAACACAAAUCUGGUGGAUGCCAGCGAAGAAUCGUCGAAGUGACAGCUUCAAUUGCAUCCACACCAUCA
This is a messenger RNA of Scaptodrosophila lebanonensis, 2063 nucleotides long. Its product is annotated as UPF0565 protein C2orf69 homolog. Gene Ontology annotation, cellular component: mitochondrion. Bases 370 to 2037 code for a protein of 555 amino acids. The transcript has 6 exons. The record is from RefSeq and is a predicted model, not a curated record. NCBI's taxonomy places the organism in Eukaryota, Metazoa, Arthropoda, Insecta, Diptera, Drosophilidae.